AUGGCCUCCAGUACCUCUAUAUCUGUUGAAGCUCGGUCUCAAGCCUUUCAGACUGAGUUCGAGGAUAUUUGCCGAGAAAUCCAAGGCUCAGUCCGACCCAACAUCAUCAUGCCCUGGACUGAUGAUGACGGCGUUGCCACUGAUUCCUGCGUUCUCAGCCCCUGCGGAAUGCCAGGGAGGCUAGUGGCCCAUUUGAAGAACAAUCUGGUGGACCUUUUGGCCUUUGACGGGGGGGACUUCCAAGAUUGGAAUGUUGCCAAGCCGCAGCAACAAUGGCCAACCUCGACCCCGGAUUGGGAAAAAUGGCUGCCGAGGAUGGAGCACUUCUUCGGCCAGCAAUGGAAAGAUCAAGGCAUUUACCACUUGAUCAAGCUAUUCAAUCGGCCGCUCGCCAUGGACCGGUCGCUCUUGGCCGUGGCCCUGUGCUUCUGGUCGUCGGCUACCAAUACUAUGAACUUUCGGUUUGGCAUGAUGACACCGACCGUUCUAGACAUGGUCGCCCUUUUUAGCCUCUCUCCUCUCGGCGUAGAAGUGAACGCCGCACUUAUUGCUCCUGAAGCAGAAGGGAGCUUCAAGGCCGCCUGGCCCGAGGUCACCAAGAUAGCCGGGAGCAAGGCAAAAAACUUGCUCAACUACUCCAGUUUUUACAACAACUUCGGCGAAGUUGAGCACGCCGCAUUCUUGCUGUACUGGCUGUGCAAGUUUGUGUUCUGUACCCAGGCGAACAAGGUCACCAUGGAAUUUUCCCACUUGGCUGAUUAUCUUGCGCAGGGCGGAAGGUUAGCACUCGGCCAAUUCCUGCUCGGCCACAUCUACCGCACACUUCAUGACAUCAUUACCAAUGGGAUGAAGCUGAAGCACGGUGGUCCACUAUGGGCUUUCCAGUUCUGGCUGCAAGCUUACUUCCCAGAGCUGAGGGGGGUGGCCAACAUUACUGACACCGAGCCCUUGGCCAAUGCAUUUGCCCGAGCCCCCAGGAAGCAUAACACCUCGGCCUUCUGCUAUAAAUUUUUCUAUGGCCUGGCCGAGAGAACUGGCGCGCAGUUCUGCGUCUGCCUUGCUCGACCAUUCCCUCUGUUCCUGGCGCACGACCUCUCCGUCAUUCCUGAUGGCGAGACAGAGAACGACUUGAAGGAGAUCUGGGGCUCCUUCCUAGUUUCGCGUGAUCUUCACUGCGGCCUAUCCAAGGCCGGGGUCGAGGUUUAUCUGCCAAAUUUCGUGGCGCGGCAGUUUGGCCUGAUUCAGACGGCCCCACUUCCCCCAUUGUCAAUCAACCGGCUCUCGUCCUGGAGGGCCGAUGUCACCUAG
Messenger RNA from Prunus avium (sweet cherry), 1308 nucleotides. NCBI's taxonomy places the organism in Eukaryota, Viridiplantae, Streptophyta, Magnoliopsida, Rosales, Rosaceae. The record is from RefSeq and is a predicted model, not a curated record.